Molecule: messenger RNA, 1131 nt
Organism: Trichoderma asperellum CBS 433.97
Lineage: Eukaryota; Fungi; Ascomycota; Sordariomycetes; Hypocreales; Hypocreaceae
Source: RefSeq, a predicted model, not a curated record
AUGGCGCAAGCCUCACAUCCGACCCUGACAAACCUGCCUCCUCCAGACCCUAACCCCGAGACUCCCUCGGAGAUUCCCGGCACGCCCACGAGCACCACGACAUCUCUCUCUGCCAUUUCGACAACCGCCAUCAAGGACGGCCACCGCGGCCACUUCCACGCCGGGCCCUAUUUCCGCGGCCACCAGCACAAUCCAUCGGCGACGACGCUCGAAGCCGAACGGGCCGAUCGCAUCUCUCGCCUGGCCGGCCUCGAGAGGGUGUCGACGCUGCGAGCCGCGCCGCAUACUCCAACAAGCACGGGUGGCCGCGCAUCGUCGCUGUCUCCACAGACUACACCUACGUCGACAGCUGGCUUCCCUCUCAAUUACCCUGCGACGCAACACCUAACGCCGGCGUACUUUGACAGCAAUGGACAGCCCGUCGCAGUGACCAAGAUGAGCACUGUCGGUACUGCUAGUGCAACCGACAGCCAUCUGGCAGACAGCGAGGACAGGCGCACCGUUGGCGAUCGCGACGAGGAUAUUCUGAGCACGGAUACUAACUACCGCGAGGGCGAGUCGGUCACAAGCACUGGCGUGGACCAAGAUGCAAUGGACGAGGACCUCGAAGGCCUGGGCGCACAUUCCAUGGGUGGCUUUGAGGAUAGAAUGAGCGACGAUGGCUCUGCCUCGCUCGUUGGCUUUGGCGAAGGAGCCGGCAGCACCGUCUCUGGGCCUAUAUACCACCGUCGGCCAGCCCCUGGCGCUGCCUACCAAUGGGGUCUCGAGAGGACCAACUCGGGCAUGAGCGAUGCGCGGCGCGAGAGAGAUUCAUACAUGUCUGGAGGCGGAGACACACCGAUGAGUGCCACAGCCGCUCAAGAGCGACAGUACGCUCGCAUGAUGGAUGGGGUCGCAACAGACGGGCCCCCCACCAACCCUAUACCCCCUGAUCAAGAUGUCUUUGUGGACACAACUUUCAGAGGGCCAGUUCCCGUAGGCCGACAGCCUGCCAGAGAAACCGCAGAGAGAAUUGUGCAGCGGCUGGAUAGCGGCGAGUCCAGGGCUGGUCCGUCGGGAAUGGGCAGUCCAGGCCGAGGAGGCGACAAGCUGGGCAGGUUUUAUUUUGAAACCGACAAACGUGAUGACUGA